CUUUGUGCCUCCUUCUCUAUCUUCUCCGUUCAGAACAGAAACUGAGAGUACAAAAAAAUAAUAUAUUAGAAACGGAGAGUAAUGGUUUGGGUUUUGGUUUUGAUAGAAACCCGACCGAAACCGACUGUGUGCAGAUCUAGAUAGUAUAGAUUAUUCUCUUUUCUUAUUUAAAAAAAAAAAAGGAAAAAAAAAAGUAUCCGAUCUAAACACCGCUUGGUGGCCGAGAUAAAAGAAACAUUCAUCUUCCCCUCAUCCGUUAGUCAAUUCCAAUUGUAUUCUCACGAAGAAGAAUCUGAGUAACGAAACCAGAAGAGAAUGUACAACGGGAUUGGGUUGCAGACAGCAAGAGGUUCCGGAACAAAUGGUUAUGUACAAACAAACAAAUUCUUUGUAAGACCAAAGACUGGGAAAGUAGAAACAAAAGCAUUUGAAGGUGAUCAAGGAACUGGUGGUGUUAAAAGGGCAAACAAAGAUAUUCUUGAACAUGAUAGAAAGCGUCAGAUUCAUCUCAAAUUGGUUGUUUUGGAAGAUAAAUUGAUUGAGCAAGGUUAUACUGAUGAUGAGAUUUCUCAGAAGCUUGAUGAAGCAAGGAAAUCAUUCGAAGAAGAAUCUCAAAAAACAAACAUCCUUGGAACCCAAAAAACAACAGCCAAGGUAUCAGAUACUCAGACCCAUCAAAUUGCUGCUAGAAAGGAGAGACAGAUGGAGACGUUAAGGGCUGCUCUUGGGAUAGUAAAAGCUGAUCAAACUUCUUUACUCCAGGAAGAAAGGAAACUGGUAACUUCGCUGGAAUCUGAUGCUGCACUAAGUGAAGGGGAGAUAGCAAAAGAAGACUUGAUAGAGAAACAUGAACCUAGCAAACAUGAGAAAGAUGUUCCUAAGAAGGCUGAUAAAAAGCUGGGAAAAGAUACCAGUAGCAGAAGGUAUGAUAAUGAGAAGUCAAGACACCGUGGAAAGGAAGAUAAUCGAAAGAGAGGGUAUAAGGAUGGUUCUUCUGAUACUGAUGACAACUCAAAGCAUGGAAAAGGUCUGAGGAAGAAACAUCGGAAAAGUAGGCAGGACAGUGAUUCUGAAACUGUUUAUGAUAAGCGCAAAGAAAAGAUGUCAAACGUAAAGAAAAGUUCCCGGCAUGAUAGUGAUGAUUCUAGUUCUGAAAGCGAUGAUGUUGGUGAAAGAACUAGCAAAACGAAAACAGAAGAGAAGAAAUUUGCUAAAACUCAUCAAAGUCGUGAUUUGGAUGAGGAUGCAAAGAGACACAAAAAUCAAGUUGCAAAGCACAGCAGGAGACAUGACUCAGAAGAUGAAUGUGAUUCUGAUAAGGGACGGAAACAUGGUAGUGAAACAUUGAGGAAAAGUCAGAGAAGCAGAAGACAUGAUUCUGAUGAUGAAAGCUCUGAUUCUGAUAGAGGGAGGAAGAAUGCUAAAGAACAGGUGAAGAAGCAUAAGACCACAAAAAGAGAAGAUACACCAACUGAUAUCAGCGAGAGCAGUGACAGCGGCAGCAGGAGCACAGAUGCCUCUAGCAAAAGGAACAGCCAUAGUGACUCAGGCAGCAGUAGUGAUGAUGAUCGCGCUGGAAAAUCUGGUAUGAAGAGGUUCACUGACGCUAAUAAAGUAUCUAGUUAUAGGAGGGCUCAAAUUGAUAGAUAUGAGCCAAGGAGGGACAUUAGGGAGGAAAGAUAUGUGAACCGAGAAAUUAGAGAGAAGGAAAAGCUAGAAUCUGGAGGAAACAAAGAAGAACUAUCAGAAUCAUACUCAAGAGAUGCCCAUUACAGAAGAGAGAGUGAACGCGGAACUCGUAGGGACGGCAGGGCAGGAGUUGGUUCAGAAACUUCUAAGAAAGAAGACAGUCGAAAAGAGGAAGACACUUUGACUUUUGGUAGGUCAAGGAAUGAAUUGCCGCAUAAACAUUGGGAUGCAGAACAAAAAGAUUUUACUCAUCGAGGAUUUGGAGAUGAACAAGGAAACAUAAAGCUAGGAAGGGGUAAAAAGGAGCGUGGUGGUGACAGAAGGCGCGGAAGAGAUGAAGAAGAAGAGCACGCCAGCAGAAAGCAUGCGAGAAUUGAAGAAAAAGAACAUGCUACCAAACAUGAGAGUGGGGUGGAGCGAGGUAGGAAAAUGUAUGAGAGGAAGGAAGAGGAGCUCCGAGGCAGAAAUCGUGGAAGAGAUGAGGAAGUGCGGGGAAGUAGGAGUAGAGAAGAGGAAGAUCAGCGAAGUGGGAGGCGUGGAAGGGAUGAAGUAGAAAGAGAGAGUAUGAGCACGAAACGAGGAAGGAACGAAGAGGUUUAUGGAAGCGGGGUGAAUGAAGUUCGUGGAAGUGGAAGACUGGGAAGAGGUGAAGAAGAAGAAAGAAAAAGUUCCCGGGAAGGAAGAGGCAGAGAAAUGGAUGCUAAAAGGGGUCGGUAUGAUGAUUAUUCUCGAUCAAGGGGAAGAAAUGGACCCAAGAACAACAGCGAUGACGAUCAGCCAAGGAGGCAAGACCAUGAAUAGUUGAGACCAGCAAUACUCUUGGUGAGUUGGUUGAUGUGAUUGAAAAGUUCUUUUUAUUUUACCAAGGCAUAGUUUCAUAUUUGUUUAUGUUUGCACAAACCUACUUUGUAAAAUUACGCAAUUUCAGGCAAGUGUUUUUAACUUAUGCUUCCAGUGUGGGGAGACAUGUUGUGGAAGCGAAUAUUUUUGUCAGUUGCUUUUGUUGUAAGUUUUCCUGCCUAUUAUUCUGUUAGAUGUGGCAGUUUAAAUAUGUAGUUGAGGGUAAAACUGUUGUUUCUUGUACUUGUUUUGCGCUGUUGCUGGCACAAAUGGAAGAUCUUUUAUCCAGUCGUCUAAAA
Molecule: messenger RNA, 2828 nt
Organism: Papaver somniferum (opium poppy)
Lineage: Eukaryota; Viridiplantae; Streptophyta; Magnoliopsida; Ranunculales; Papaveraceae
Product: serine/arginine repetitive matrix protein 2-like
Exons: 3
Coding region: 316-2490 (724 amino acids)
Source: RefSeq, a predicted model, not a curated record